Messenger RNA from Perca fluviatilis (European perch), 1725 nucleotides. RefSeq names its product macrophage mannose receptor 1-like. The record is from RefSeq and is a predicted model, not a curated record. NCBI's taxonomy places the organism in Eukaryota, Metazoa, Chordata, Actinopteri, Perciformes, Percidae. The transcript has 6 exons. Bases 5 to 1024 code for a protein of 339 amino acids.
CAAGAUGGACAAACUUCUUCUGCUCAUCAUGGCUGCAUCAGGGCUGAGUGCUGUCUCAUCAGCUGCUGGACUUCAGUACUAUUUUGUUUAUGACAGGAAGAACUUUACUGAAGCCCAAAGAUACUGCAGAGAGAAACACACAGACCUGGUCACUGUAGACAGCAUGGAGGUUAUGAAGAUCCUGACCAACACGGCAGAUUUAGACAACAUGGUCUACUCCAACAACAGCUACAGAGCCUGGAUAGGACUGUCCCGUGGCAGCUGGAGGUGGUCUCUGUCAGACACAAGUUACUACAAACCCGGGGAGACAGAGUUCAGACGAUGGUACUCUGGACGACCAAACGCUGGAGACAGUAGAAAACUCUGCACAGGGAUGGGUCCUUAUUAUAAUGGACUCUGGUUAGACAACCUUGGUUGUGGCAGCAGCCGUCAUGCAGUCUGUGCAGAUGUCAGAGGAUCAGAUGUGACUUUUAUCAUCGUCACCAAAGCCCUGACAUGGACUCAAGCCCAGAGCUACUGCAGAGAUAAUCACACAGACCUGGCCAGUGUGAGAAACAUGGCAGAGAACCAGAAGGUGCUGGUGAAGAUAGCUGGAUUAGACUAUGUCUGGAUCGGCCUUUUCAGAGACUCCUGGAAGUGGUCAGAUGGAAGUAACUCCUCAUUCAGCUUCUGGAAGACCAGGCAACCUGAUGACAACAACGAGACUUGUGUGGCUGCAGACUUCAGCCAAUCAGGAGCCUGGGAGGACUGGCCCUGUGACAUGGAGAGAGCGUUCAUUUGCUACGGUCCAGUGGUGACUACUUCAAAGAAAGUGCUGAAAGUGAAGUUUGAGAACAAGAACAAUGUGGAUCUGAAUGACCCUGCUGUGAUGGAGGCCAUGCUGAAGCAGCUGAAACAGAAGCUGAGGGCCCAGGGGCUGGACCACAACAUCAAACUGAGCUGGAGGAAGCAGGCCGAUGGAAAAGUCUUCCACAAGGAAGACAAGAAGACCAACAAGAGGAGGAGGAAGAGGGAGGAGCUGUAAUGUUGAGUUGCUGCGUCUGGUUUCAUCAGAGAAAAGUCUGGUUCUUUGCAAGCAGAAAUACUAAAUAUAUUCACAGCUUCUAGCUUCUCAAACAUGAAGAUUUGAUGCUUUUUUUGUUACAUUCGAUCAUAAACUUAAUAUAUUUGAGCUUCAGACUGUUUUUAGAAUAAAUCAAGACUUUAUUAUUUAUCUGAUUUAUCAGCUUUGGGGAAAUAUAACCAACAUGUUUUACUGAUUUACUGUUUCUUCUUUAAAAUCUAUUUUAAUGAGAUAAAAUGUCUUUCUUUGUUUGAGAGUAAAGGGUUUUUCACACGGGGAGCGACCCUUGGCCUGCGUAGUCGCGUCAUGUGAUGGACAACGCUCCGCGAUCAAUGUGUGGUAACCAUGGAGAUACUGUAUCCCUGCCGUACAACUGGAUGAGAUCAGCUGACUGUGGUUUCAUAUCUCCCUAAUCACAGGUGGAUUUAUAACACAUAGUGGUAAUCCUAGUCUUUCCUAACCACAGACAGUUAUUGUUGAUAGCUAAAGUUAGCUACAUUAGCAUAGUUAGCUACAUUAGCAUAGUCAUGAUUACGGACGUCUUGUGCCGAUGUUCUGACAACUGUUUAGAAAACACUUUUAUAUUUCAGUAAACUCACAAACCUAAGAGGAAGUUGCACCACAUGAAGGCCCCGACCUUGGCGUGUGAGUGAGUAAGAUAA